Messenger RNA from Ciona intestinalis (vase tunicate), 1661 nucleotides. Lineage: Eukaryota; Metazoa; Chordata; Ascidiacea; Phlebobranchia; Cionidae. The record is from RefSeq and is a predicted model, not a curated record.
UUACAGUAUAUAUAGAUAUUAAUCUUCGGUAAAAAAAACUAAAUAAGAAAUAAAUAGUAUAAACUAACAAACCUUCAAUUUUAAAAGUCGAUUUAUACCAACCAGCAUAGACAACGCUAUAACGAUGUUUGCAAAUCUAUGUAAAGUUUUUUUAUGUGUGUUCCAUUUUAGCAAAGCAUUGGAAUGUUACCGGUGUGACAAUGGGAAAACCGAAGCAGAUUGCCAACAGACGACCCUAUGCAGCAUCGACCAAAACAUGUGUUAUACGGAGGUACGGAACACAUGGGACGGCGAAGUGUCAAUCAUGAAGUCGUGUUACCAGGAUCUUGCGUGUCAAACCCUUGUAUCGCAAAACGGCCACAAUUGUCCCAACGUUUGCGCCAUUUGUUGCUCCGGUGAUCUUUGCAAUACCAGAGGACCCGAGUUUUGCUCGUGUGAAAUAUUGACAACUACAACAAUUGCUACCACACCACCACCAACAACAACAACAGAAACAACAAGAACAACAACAACAACAGCAAAAACAACAACGUUAAAUACAGCUAGGCCAACAACACGAACGACUUCCUCAGCUACCAACCCAAUGACAACUGAAAUACAAAACACAACACAAGCUGAAUUGGAAACAACUACAGCAGCACGUAUAACUGAUACAACGCAAGAUGCGUGCACUGAACUUAAAGAUAUUCCGUUGGCAUCUACUAAGCUUUUAUGCGAUGAAGGCAACUUUACAUCAUGCAUGUCGUCCAACCAUUCCCCGAUCAUAGUGCUUGACAAUGAUGAAUAUACAAUCAACCACAAACCGUCAACUACUUAUAACUGCCGGAAGUUACAAUCAGACACAACAGUAAACUUGGGAACAACCAGCAGCUCAAUGACUUUAUCUUGCGUUAAAUUGCAUCCAUCUGCUUCUACUACAACAGUUGUUAAUCUUGAACCAAGUCAACCAAACUACGAGGGAAACUUAACCAUUUACUGCGACUUUGAAGAUAUUUUUAGCGACUCUUUAAUAGAAGCACUGCCUAACCCUUGCAACCCAACCUAUAUACGAUGUUUCGUGAUUUUCUACCCGGCAUCACUGCCAGGAUUUACACCAACCGAAGCCACGCAAAGUUCCGAAGUCACUCAAACUAUCGAAGUCACCCAAGCGGUCAAAGACGUUCUGUCGUCGUCCUCGCAAGGUGUCGCUGUGUGGCUGAUCAUCGUCAUAGCAAUAGCUUGCACAAUAGCAGUUGUUGUAUCGUUCGUGUUCUUGUACAAAGCGACCUCAAGCCCACAACCUAGCUGUCUCAUGCGCCUGUCGAGCAAGGGCGAACAUCCAGUAUUUGAAGAAGAAGGUAAAUCAUCGAAACAAUCACUUCGACUUCAAUUGAAAACAUUAGACUUAUUCAAGCCACCAUGCAAUAACAACAACCGUGUUGGAAUAUCACCUGAUGCGGUCACAACAUUUGUUGAACAACCAGCACAAUACAUGGAGCCCUACCCUGAAGAAGACUGGUUGAAACGAUGGCCUUACUAUCUACAAAUACAGCGCGCACUUUCAAAAUGCGAACUCAGAAAAACUCUAUAAAAAUGCAGUUAUAAUAAUGACAAUUCUGAGCCAUUUUUAUAAAAGAGGCAUAAUUUUGAAGUACUACUGUGAUUUCACAUUCUGAUUAAAC